Molecule: messenger RNA, 2295 nt
Organism: Labrus mixtus (cuckoo wrasse)
Lineage: Eukaryota; Metazoa; Chordata; Actinopteri; Labriformes; Labridae
Gene: dub
Product: duboraya
Exons: 6
Coding region: 151-1107 (318 amino acids)
Source: RefSeq, a predicted model, not a curated record
UGUGUGUGAGUGUGAGUGUGUGUGUGAGUGUUUGUGUGUGUUUGUGUGUGUGUGUGUGUGUGGUGACUCUGCUUCUAUAUUUAACCUGCAGGCCGACUCGCGCUCAAACACACUCGGCAUAAACUUGAACGCUGACAGACGACGAGCAGGAUGGAGGAGGAAGCUCUGCCGCAACGCUCUGUGGCUGACCUCGCAGGACGAUUUAAAGGCUUGGCUCCUCCACAGGAUGCUGCUGGAGAGAAAACAGAGAAGCCGGUGAGACGACGGCCUCCUCGCUCCUUACAGAUCCCAAAACCUCACGAAGACAACCAAGAGCCUGAAGGUGUCACCUCUACUCUACCUGUUAAAGUCAAGAGGAACUCUGCUCUGAUUGAGAAGCUGCAGGCCAACCUGGCGCUCUCUCCCACGGCGCUGCUCCCAUCUCCAAAGAGCCCCGGCUUCAGACUGCUGCCCCCCUCCUUCCCCCCUCAGUCACCUGUCUCUGCCCCUGUUACCACGGUAACCACCACCUCAUCCACGCCAACCCCCCUAAGCCCUGUCGCCACCUCACCAUUAACCGAAGAGGAAGGUCCCGCCUCUUUUGAAGCCCCUCCCAUCUCAGAGGAGGGGUCCAUCCUGUCAAACAUCAACAAGAGUCGAGCUCGCCACUCCAUCCGACGACGCCCUCCAUCUCGACGCCACAGGAAGACCAGCAGCGGAGACGAGGUGGGUCUGAGCUCGCCGAGUGAACAAGGAGACAAAAAGACAGACAGAGCAGAAGAAGAAGGAGUAGGAGAAGGAGUAGGAGAAGGAGGGCAGGAUGAAGAUAAAACAGGGGAGGUGAAGGAGGAAAAAACAGACGCUUCAAUGAAAAAUGAAACCCAUGAAGAAGAGAAGUCGGAGAUCGAUGUAGAGUCCAGAGAAGAAGACACAAAGGAUGGAGAGAUCCCAUCCACAGGAGGAGGAGAGGAGGCAUCUUCAUCAAGGACAAGAGAGGAGGAGGAGGAGGAGGAGGCGGAGAAAAACUCAGGAGGAAAACAUGAAGAAGAAUCCACUAAAGGAGCAACAAACACGGAGAGCAGAGAAGAAGAAAAGAACGUGGCGAGUCCUGACUUUCUGCUUCCCUGAGUCCUCUUCUUUGUCAAACAAACCUCUGCCUCAGAUUUCACUUUGUUGGUGCACGUUUAAUCGUUGUGUUUUCUCUCUCACAGGAGACAACGUGUCAGACAUCAUCCUUAUGAGACCCAGCACUGCAGGCAAGCAGAGCCCCUGCGAUGCUGCGAGGGAGACCCUGCAGCUGUCUGAGAGUCUGGACUCUGUGCAGACGGACAUUUAAAUCAAAUGUAGCUGCUGCGUUUGUUCGCUGCGGAGUGUCUUUAUAUCUAAUGUAAUGAAGAUGACACCGACAGACUGAAACAAAUAGUCCUGUAAAGUGUAAUGAUGAUGAUGAUGAUGAUGAUGGUGGUGUGUUUUUAUAUGUUCACUCUAUGGUGGCCCUGAAGGUCAAUUACAUUUAAUGAAAUCCGAAAACUACUGUUGUAGUACUUGAAAUCGGUCUUGGUCUCGAGACCAUCGAGACAUCAUUUUCCAAUUAAAGUCGAUUCUAAAAUUCACAUUUUUUCAUCUCUGUCUAUUUUCUGUUUUUUUUUGUUGAAAUUUGCUCAAACUAGGAUCAAUAUUGGAGAUGCUUUUGAAAAAUGGAGAGAGGUUAGAACGCAGAAAGGUUUACAGACCGAUGCAGAGCUGGAUAAACACUGAAGCUUCAGUGUUCACCACAUGGUGACCUGUGUGAGCACCACUCUAGAGAGGAGGGGGGGGGGGAGACAGCUCUCUACAAUGUUUAGAAUUAGGACUGCAGUACCCAAUUAAACCACUGUAGGUGUCAGAGUUACAUAUUGCUCCUUUAAAGUGGAAAACACAGAGAGCAAGAGAUUGACACGUCCCAGCUGUAAUCAGCUGACAGCUUCUCUCAUCAAGGCGCUCCAUUUAAACACUAUAAACAUACUAACUCAAGUCAAGGUCAAUCAAUCAAUCCACUAUUUAAUCAACUAUUGUCUCUAUGAUUUCUGCUUCACCAACGCUGCUCACACUCUGCUGCUGCUGGGAAAGCUUUGCCUCCAACCCCCCCAGCAACCAGCCGCCUCCUUUCUGCCUGAAGCCUUUGGUUCCACCUUGUGGGUAAAGUUCAGCACUGCACGUCCUGGAAACCUUUGUCGUGCUGCUCAGCCAACCCAGGGAGCAUCCUUUGACCAGAGCCUUCAACGCUCCGCAUAACUGUACCUCCAUGUUUGCAAUAAAAUGGUUGAAUAAAGACGA